AUGGUGAAACCUGAGUCAUCUGAGGUGGUGGCGGUGCCAGAGCGGGGGAAGAAGCUGCCAACCAGCCUGGACAGGCCAGUGAGGGGUCCCGGUCAGGGUCGGGCACCCCUUCGUUCUGGAUUGAGGAAACUUCACUGGAAAUCCUUUAGGCACCGGUUUCUGGUGACAGCCCCAGGGAGCCUCAGGCCCGGAGGAAACGUGACUGUCGGGGUGGACCUUCUGGAACACAGCCCCUCACAGGUCACCGUGAAGGCGGAGCUGCUCAAGACGGAGUCGAACCUCACCGUGUCUGUCUCAGAAGCAGAAGGGGUCUUUGAGAAAGGCUCUUUCAAGACACUUACUCUUCCUUCACUGUCUCUGAACAGUGCCGAUGGGCUUUAUGAACUGCGGGUGACGGGACAUGCCCAGGGUAUGCUUGUAUUCUCUAAUAGAACACGCUUGUCCUUUGAGACCAAGAGAGUGUCUGUCUUCAUCCAGACAGACAAAGCCCUAUACAAGCCAAAGCAGGAAGUGAAGUUUCGCGUUGUCACUCUCUUCUCGGAUUUCAAGCCGUACAGAACCUCUCUGAACAUUCUCCUGAAGGACCCCAAGUCAAACUUGAUCCAGCAGUGGCUGUCACAACAAAGCGACCUUGGAGUCGUUUCCAAAACUUUUCAGUUAUCUUCCCAUCCAAUACUCGGUGACUGGUCCAUUCAAGUUCAAGUGAACGACCAGACAUAUUAUCAAUCAUUCCAAGUUUCAGAAUAUGUAUUACCAAAGUUUGAGGUGGCUUUGCAGACACCGUUAUAUUGUUCUAUGAAUUCUAAAAAUUUAAAUGGUACCAUCACGGCAAAGUAUACAUAUGGGAAGCCAGUGAGAGGCGAUGUAACACUUACGUUUUCACCUUUAUCCUUCUGGGGAGUGCAGAAAAACAUUACAAAGAAAUUUAAGAUAAACGGAUCUGCAAACUUCUCUUUUCAUGCCGGAGAGAUGAAAAGCAUAAUCGAUUUUUCAAAUGAGCAUCCCGAACACAUGGGUCUGUCUCUACCUGGGCCUGUAGAAAUUUUGGCCACUGUGACAGAGUCACUUACAGGUAUCUCCAGAAAUGCAAGUUCCAAUGUGUUUUUCAAGCCUCACGAUUAUGUCAUUGAAUUUUUUGAUUAUACCACUGUCUUGAAGCCAUCUCUCAACUUCACAGCUAUGGUGAAGAUAACCCGUUCUGAUGGCAAUCGACUGACUCCUGAAGAGAGGAGAAAUAACGUUGUCCUAGCAGUGACACAGACAAACUACACCCAUUACUGGAGCAGAUGGAGUAGCAGAGAUAAAAAGAUAGAAGCUGGCCAGACCCUCAAUUACACUGUCCCUCCCAGUGGGAUCCUGAAGAUUGAAUUCCCCAUCCUGGACAACUGCAGUGAGCUGCAGCUGAAGGCUUAUUUUCUUGAUAGUGAAAAUAGCAUGGCCAUUCAUGGAAUGUUUACAUCUCCUAGUAAGACAUACAUCCAACUAAAAGCAAGAGCUGAUAAUGUAAAGGUGGGGUCACCUUUUGAGUUGGUGGUUAGUGGCAACAAGCAGUUAAAGGAGUUAAGCUAUAUGGUCGUGUCCAGAGGACAGUUGGUGGCUGUAGGCAAACAAAACUCAACAACCUUCUCUUUAACACCAGAAAACUCUUGGGCCCCCAAAGCCUGUAUAAUUGUGUAUUAUGUUGAAGAUGAUGGGGAAAUUAUAAAUGAUGUUCUAAAAAUUCCUGUUCAGCUUGUUUUUAAAAAUAAGAUAAAGCUAUUUUGGAGUAAAGCAAAAGCUGAACCAUCUGAGAAAGUCUCUCUUCGGAUCUCUGUGACACAGCCUGACUCUAUAGUUGGGAUUGUAGCUGUUGACAAGAGUGUGAAUCUGAUGAAUGCCUCUAAUGAUAUUACAAUGGAAAAUGUGGCCCAUGAGUUGGAACUUUAUAACACAGGAUAUUAUCUAGGCAUGUUCAUGAAUUCUUUUGCAGUCUUCCAGGAUUGUGGCCUCUGGGUGCUGACGGAUGCAACCCUUACGAAGGAUUAUAUUGAUGGAGUUUAUGACAGUGCAGAGUAUGCCGAGAGGUUUGUGGAGGAAAACGAAGGAUACAUGGUAGAUAUUCACGACUUUUCUUCGGUUAGCAAUCCACGUGUCCGAAAGCAUUUUCCAGAGACUUGGAUUUGGCUAGACAUCAUCAUGGGUCCCAGGACUUACCAAGAAUUUGAAGUGACUGUACCUGAUACCAUCACUUCCUGGGUGGCUACUGGCUUUGUGCUCUCUGAGGACCUGGGUCUUGGACUAACGGCAGCUCCAGUGGAGCUGCAGGCCUUCCAACCGUUUUUCAUGUUUUUGAAUCUUCCCUACUCUGUUAUCAGAGGUGAAGAGUUUGCUUUGGAAAUAACCAUAUUCAAUUAUUUGAAAGAUGCCACUGAGGUUAAGGUAGUCAUUGAGAAAAGUGACAAAUUUGAUGUUCUCAUGACUUUGAGCGAACAAAAUGCCACAGGACACCAGCAGACUGUGCUGGUUCCCAGUGAGGAUGGGGCAACGGUUCUUUUCCCCAUCAAGCCAACGCAUUUGGGUGAAGUUCCUGUCACAGUCACAGCAGUGUCACCCACUGCUUCUGAUGCUGUUACCCAGAGGAUUCUAGUAAAGGCUGAAGGAAUAGAAAAAUCAUAUUCACAAUCCAUAUUAUUAGACUUGACUGACAACAAGCUACAACGUACCAUGAAAACUUUGAGUUUCUCAUUUCCACCUGACACAGUGGCUGGCAGUGAGAGAGUUGAGAUCACUGCAAUUGGAGAUGUUCUUGGUCCUUCCAUCAACGGCUUGGCCUCACUGAUUCGGAUGCCUUAUGGCUGUGGUGAACAGAACAUGAUCAAUUUUGCUCCAAAUGUUUACGUCUUGGAUUAUCUGACUAAAAAGAAGCAACUGACAGAUUAUUUAAAAGAAAAAGCCCUUUCAUUUAUGAGACAAGGUUACCAGAGAGAACUUCUCUAUCAGAGGGAAGAUGGCUCUUUCAGUGCUUUUGGGAACGACGACCCUGCGGGGAGCACAUGGUUGUCAGCUUUUGUUUUAAGAUGUUUCCUAGAAGCGGAUCCUUACAUAGAUAUUGACCAGAAUGUGUUACACAGAACAUAUACUUGGCUCAAAGGACAUCAGAAAUCCAGUGGUGAAUUUUGGGAGCCAGGAAGAGUGAUCCACAGUGAGCUUCAAGGCGGCAGUCAAAGUCCAGUAACACUUACAGCCUAUAUUGUGACUUCUCUCCUGGGAUAUAGAAAGUAUCAGCCUAAUAUGGAUGUGCAAGAGUCUGUCAACGUUUUGGAGUCUGAGUUCAGUAGAGGCAUUUCGGACAAUUAUACUCUAGCUCUGGUGACUUAUGCACUGUCCUCGGUGGGCAGUCCUGGAGCAAAGGAAGCUUUGGAUGUGCUGACCAGGAGAGCAGAGCAAGGAGAAGGCAUGCAGUUCUGGGUGUCAUCACUGUCCAAGCUCUCUGACUCUUGGCAGCCACGCUCCCUGGACAUUGAGAUCGCAGCCUACGCCCUGCUCUCCUACCUCCUGCAGUUCCGGGUUUCUGAGGGAAUCCCGGUUAUGAGGUGGCUGAGCAGACAGAGAAACAGCCUGGGUGGCUUUGCAUCUACUCAGGAUACCAUUGUGGCCUUAAAGGCCCUAUCUGAAUUUGCAGCCCUGAUGAAUACAGAAAGAACAAAUAUCCAAGUGACCACAAUGAGCCCUAGCUCACCAAAUCCUGUGAAAUUUCUGGUUGACACAUGGAACCGCUUUCUCCUUCAGACUGCAGAGCUUGCUGUGGUACAGCCGAUGACAGUUAAUAUUUCCGCAGAUGGUUUUGGAUUUGCUAUUUGUCAGCUCAAUGUUAUUUAUAAUGUGAAAGAUUCUGGGUCUUCUAGAAGACGAAGGUCUGUCCAAAGUCAAGAGGCCUUUGACCUUGAUGUUGCUGUGAAGGAUAAUGAAGGUGAUGCUGAUCAUGUGGAAUUGAAUGUGUGCACAAGGUUCUUGGGCCCAGCGAGGAGUGGAAUGGCCUUGAUGGAAGUCGGCCUGCUCAGUGGCUUCACGGUGCCUUCAGGUGCGAUUCCUCUGAGCAAGACGGUGAGGAAAGUGGAACACGAUCAUGGAAAACUCAGCCUCUAUCUGGAUUCUGUGAACGAAACCCAGUUUUGUGUUGAUAUUCCUGCUGUGAGAAACUUUAAGGUUUCAAACACUCAAGAUGCUUCGGUGUCCAUAGUGGAUUACUACGAGCCACGGAGACGGGCGGUGAGGAGCUACAACUCGGUGGCACAGCUGUCCUCGUGCGACCUCUGCCGCGAUGUGCAGGGCUGCCUGCCCUGUAAGGACAGGGCGCCCGGCGCCCUCCACUCUGCCUCGGUCACGGUUGUUCUCUGCUUCACGGUCCUGUGCUCUUUGCUGCGGGGGUUGUGACUCCACGGGACACUACCAUUUCCAGAAGUCACAUGUGAUCGCUCUGACUUGUGAAAGUGACUUUCUCCUUCCUGUGGGCCGUGGAGGGUGUAAACAGGCCCUGGUGUGUCACAACUGCACGGAUCUCAGUAUCCGAGCUCUGCAGCUGGAUUCUUAUUCUCCCCCCAUGUCUUUUGGGAUUUUUUUUGGAGGUGUUUGUUUUCUCUGGAAUAAAAGUGUUAUUUUAGAAUA
Carlito syrichta (Philippine tarsier) is the source of this 4644-nucleotide messenger RNA. RefSeq names its product CD109 molecule (gene CD109). The record is from RefSeq and is a predicted model, not a curated record. Lineage: Eukaryota; Metazoa; Chordata; Mammalia; Primates; Tarsiidae. Gene Ontology annotation, cellular component: extracellular region. Bases 1 to 4413 code for a protein of 1470 amino acids. Gene Ontology annotation, molecular function: endopeptidase inhibitor activity. The transcript is spliced from 33 exons.